Cephus cinctus (wheat stem sawfly) is the source of this 4258-nucleotide messenger RNA. Its product is annotated as zinc finger protein 606. The coding region runs from base 931 to 2115 and encodes 394 amino acids. Gene Ontology annotation, cellular component: nucleus. The record is from RefSeq and is a predicted model, not a curated record. Gene Ontology annotation, molecular function: RNA polymerase II cis-regulatory region sequence-specific DNA binding; DNA-binding transcription factor activity, RNA polymerase II-specific; zinc ion binding. Lineage: Eukaryota; Metazoa; Arthropoda; Insecta; Hymenoptera; Cephidae. The transcript is spliced from 6 exons. Gene Ontology annotation, biological process: regulation of transcription by RNA polymerase II.
UGUAGAAUUUGUGCGGGGGAACUCGCGAGAAACGAUGGGGUGCACAUUUUGGCCGAGGAGGGCAGGCGACACUGUCUACAGACCAAAAUACGAAAAUAUCUCUACAUUCUGCGUGCUGGAAUCGCAAUGCCGAACUUCGCUUCGCUCCCUUUUUCAAAAAGGUUUGCGCGCGUGUGUGUGUCCAUCUCGCGAGUGUGAGACGCGUGUGUCCGGCUCAAAAUCAAAUUUGAAAAGUCCUACGUCCCGUCGUGCUGUUCGGCUGACGAUGGGAAACGACGCGUGAUGUUGAGCUUUUAUUUUUAUUUUUAUUUUUAUUUUUAACGAUCGGUAGCAAAUUUUCUUAGAACGUAAUUAACAGAUUGGAGAAUUGAAACGUAUCGAUAACAAUACAUUCAUGGCUGUAAUUUUAGUUAAUUAAUUUCAUUGUGAUGCUCUUAUGAAAAUGAAAAGUUUGAUUUGCUUGAAUCAUCGUGAACUUUAUUUAUUUUUGUAUCCGUUUUUUUCUGACGGAGAACUAUUGAAAAUCAUGUGAUUUAAUAAAAUUUUAACAAAAAUACUAGUGAAGGAAAUGACAUGUAAAUCGUACGUAAACGAAAUUGUAAUGUAAUAUUUGUGCGAUCGCGUAAAAUGAUUUGAAAUAUGAAUACUCGCGUGCAUGCAUAACGAUAAUUUAAAAGAAAAUUUAAAUAAAUGGUUAGCCUAUUCGGAAAACUCAAAAUUGGUUUAUUUAAAUUAUAAAUAGAAUUGAAGAUGGUUAAAAAUUUAUUUUUAUAUGAACUAUAAUUGUUGAUUGAGUAAUUUGAAAUUAUUAAUCUGAACAAAAAUCGUUAAAUCUCUUUUUGAGUAUCGGUUGACAGUAAAAAUGGUGAAAGGAAACGGUCUGAGCGAGAAGAAUUGUAACGGGUAUCGUCAGAAGACAAACUACCAAAGAUGGUUUGUUCCACUUGCAUUAAGAGAUUGGAAGGGGUCCAUAGAUUCGCGAUGAUGGCCUAUCGUACUCAAGAGAAGCUACGCUUACAAUUCUAUGGUGUUUUUGAUAGUGUAAACUCUUCGCAAGACAUUGACAGCGAGAAGAUCAAAGACAUUCAAGAUGCUACAAAAAGAAUGGAGGACCGAGGACUGUUACAUUCUAUAUUAACUAAGGGUGCCAUAGAAAUCUUAGCGGAAGGUGAACCUUUGGGACCAUCAACAUUACUGACCCAGGAUGAAAGUCAGCACACACCAAGUAUGGAAGAGAUGGAAGUCAAAGUGGACCCAAUGUUGUUUUUGCAAUGCGGUUUGGAACAAUCUUCUUCUGAAAUGUCUGACAUGUCUGAUAGCGAAGAGAAAGUGGACAGAGUACCAUCCCCAGAGCCAAUGUCACUUAUUAACAAAAAUGUCGAUACAAAGAAAGAAGAGGUAACGGAAGACGAAAAAGAGACAAAUAGCAUCAAACCAUCUGAGGAAAGUGAAGAGGAUGUAUCAAAUACAACAGUAAAACCCCAUGGGUGUGCAAUAUGUCCACGUUCUUUCAUUUCUCUAAUCGGUUUACAAAACCACCACUGGUCCCAUUUACCAAGAGGUAGUCGACUUGAAGGAAAAACGGCCCUACGUUCACAGCAAGUUUAUCCUACAAAUGGAGUACUCCAAACAAACACAGAUAAUAAUUCAACAAGGAAUUACAUUUGCCCAAUAUGCAGCAAACGAAUUUCAACAAGAGGAAAUUUAAAAGUACACUUGGAAACACAUCGGCCUAAAGGAAAAUAUGGAUGCGACAUAUGCGGUAGAAUUUUCAAAACACAGUCGAAUCUAUUUCGCCAUAAGGAAUAUCAUGGUGGUAUACAAUUUCCCUGCAAUGUCUGUGGACGAGUUUAUCCGACGAAUUCGACACUGCGGGCUCACAGUAUAACGCAUUCGGAUUUAAGACCCCAUGCUUGUCCCUUGUGCGACAAGACAUUCAAGAGGAAUCAAGAUUUGAAGUUUCACAUAAAUCAGCAUACAGGCGCUCGACCUUAUCAGUGCCCCUACUGUCCAAAAGCUUUUGCAAGCUCUGGCAAUUGCUUUUCCCAUCGAAAACGAAUGCAUCCGCGAGAGGUUCAUCGAGAUAGACAACGUGCAGCAGAUCUGAUGAGAUGAACCAUGGGGAGUCGGUUCGAGGAGUGGUUAUAAGCAGGAUGGAUUUUUUUUUUCUUUUACGAGGAUAAGAUCAGAUUGACAUACUUGAGUUCAUGAGAUUCGCGGUGCUAAACAUUAGGUGGUAUUAUUAAUUUAAUUUGCAAUUAAUGAUCAGACACGUUAUGCCAUACGUAUAAGUCAGACAUUAUAUUUAUAGAUAUAUAAUUCGAUAAAUAUUUUUUUUGUUAACCAGAUAGAUUUUAUUCCGUGAUUGGUAUGUUCUCUGUACUUUGUCUAACAACACAGAGAUAUACAUGUGUAAUCGAUGGUAUUAUCAAUACUUCCGCUAUCAUUGGUAUUUAUUAGUGCCAAGUUUUACGAGUUGCAUUAAAUGCCAUUGAUAUGCAGUAGGGUCGAAAAGUUUCAUAGCCAGAAAAAAAAGAAAUCAAUAUUCUUUUAUUCAGCUUAAUCGAAAUGUAUUUAUGGUACGGAUACAGGAAUCAUUUGUAAAAGGAUUCACAUAAUUAGGUGUCACACUGAUUUAUGCAUUUCUGUUAUAUAUUAAUUGUUGUAAAUCUUACGUAUACAAUACGUAAAUAAGGGUAUGCUUCUAUGCCACUAUUUCUAUGACAUUUCAAUCCUCGAUCUUCUAUAUAACUGGUUAUGAAAUUUAGAGCUUUACUCAACAAACAAGCCAAUACGCAGUGAGAUUAAUUGACUAAACUUAGACUGUAUUAGCUUUAGGGUCUUAGCAGUGUUUUAAACAUUAGCUAAAAAGUUACAAGAGGAUCACAUGUUAUUUUGUCUAUGCGUAGAAAUAACCAAAAUUACAUCGGAUUAAAUGCGUCGAUAAUUUUACACGAGGCGCGUGAAAAAAUUCACAAUAUUGCCAAAGAAGUUGAUAAAGAAAGAAAUGAUAAAGAAAGCGAGAGAAAGAAAGUAAAAAUGGAAAAGAAACCAAAUGAGCUGCGAAGUGAGAUUUGACGCAGGAAAAAGAAAAUAAUGAAAAAAAAAAACAUUUUAUAGUCUGUGACAUUUUAGCAUAACAAGAAUAUCACCGUAAGCGUUAAGACUGUAUACGAAAAUUAUGUGUCAAAUUAGGAUAACGCAAAUUUUAGGUCAUAGAGUAGGUCACUUCGAUUUUAUGUCACAGUAAGUACGGUUUUUAGUCAUUAGGAGUCUUAGAUACAGAAAGGGCGAGGCGAAACAAAGUAAAGGGCGUAGCUAGGAAUCAUACAGGACUGUAAACGUUAUUCUUCUAAGCAGGAAGCGUAUGGAAUAAAUGUUAUAACUCAAGUCUGAAUAGAAUUAGGAAAUCGACGAUAGAUUAGAGACUUUUGUGUACCGUAGGAUCUAGUCCGUGCUUCCUUAUACGAAUAUACACGAUGUGCGUUUCGCGUGUCGCGUUCAUAAAAUGAUGAAAAUGCUCGCGAGGUCGCAUACAUCAUAACGCCCGAAAAAAAAGGAUUGCAAACUGGCGAAAAUUUAGCAACGGCCGUAAAUAUCACACGAAUCGAAUUAAUGAAUAAUAAUCACUUGUUUUGCAAUAGUUGGCACAGAUAAAUAUGUAUUUUGCGAUUACGUUUUUUGCAAAAGCUUCCCAACGUUCGAAUGUAGUUUAUAUACGUGUCGGUAUGUUAGGUAUACGCUAUGGCGUGUACGUUAAAAAUAAUCAAUUUUUGAAGUAUAGAAAAUGAAAAAAAAUGUUUCUCAUACCUUCCAGAUGUCGCUUUGUGGUAUAUACAACUAAUAUCAUUAACCCUCUUAGAGAAAUCAAAAAUUGAAUAUUUUUUUAGCAGCUUAACCAACCAACUUUAGCGUCUGGCUAGGUGAUUUUAAAGGGCCACUAAAUAAAAAUGUAGUUUAACCACGUGGAUGCAACAAUACAAACAAAUAUUAAAAAACGUUUUCGAAAGACGUUAAUUCGAUGCGUAUUUAAAUGAGAACUGUAGUUAAACUCUAGAAAUUAAGGCACAACAAGAAAUUACACGGUAUUAUACGUAUUACAGAUUUGAAAAAAUGAUAUAAAAAAUGGGAAUUCGGAAUAAAAAAAGAAAAAUAUUAUAUAAAACGUAUGCUGUUCGCUUAUAUUAUUCUUAGCUACUAUGGUUUUUUAAUUUUGCAGGAAAUUUCAGAAUGCACAAAUAAAUCAAGAAAAAUGGUC